This is a messenger RNA of Nerophis lumbriciformis (worm pipefish), 2019 nucleotides long. RefSeq names its product glutamine amidotransferase-like class 1 domain-containing protein 3, mitochondrial. The record is from RefSeq and is a predicted model, not a curated record. NCBI's taxonomy places the organism in Eukaryota, Metazoa, Chordata, Actinopteri, Syngnathiformes, Syngnathidae.
UCUCCUCCUGUCCUGCCUGACAGUCAGCCAUGCUCAGCCUCCUUCCAGUCCGUGGUCGUAACCUCCUGACACGCACCGCCGCUCACGCCUGGAAUCAGAAGUUUUACUCCGCACAGAUGAGCAAAAAAGUAGCCGUGGUUUUGGCGGGCUGCGGUGUCAACGAUGGCAGCGAGAUCCACGAAGCCUCCGCCAUUUUGGUGCAUUUGAGCCGAGGAGGUGCAAGUGUGAAGAUGUUCGCCCCCAACAUGGAGCAGAUGCAUGUGGUGGACCACCUGAAAGGUGAGCCCUCCCAGGAGAAGAGAAACGUGCUGGUGGAGAGCGCCAGGCUGGCCCGUGGGGACAUCCAGGACCUUUCCAAACUCAGCGUCAAAGACCAUGACGCCAUCAUCUUCCCAGGCGGUUUCGGGGCAGCCAAGAACCUCUGCACGUGGGCGGUAAAGGGCAAGGACUGCUCCGUGAACGCUGAGGUCAAGGCCGUGCUGGAGGCGUUCCGCGGCGAGGGCAAACCCAUCGGCCUCUGCUGCAUCUCGCCCGUCCUGGCCGCCAAAGUGUUCCCCGGUUGUGAGGUCACCGUUGGCCUGGAGAACCACGACAAGUACCCCAACACCACGGAGACGGCCGCCGCCAUCAACCAGCUGGGCUGCAAGCACGUGAGCGCAGCUGUAGGCCAGAGUCACGUGGACCAGAAGAACAAGCUGGUCACCACCUGUGCCUUCAUGUGCGACGCGCCCAUCCAUGAAGUUUUUGACGGAAUCGGUUCCAUGGUGCAGGGUGUGCUAAAGCUAGCUUGAUGGAUUCUACCCAAGUAACAGCAUGCUGGUGUUUUAGCUAGCUUCACUACAAAUGCUAAAUAAGUAGCUUCCUAGUACAAUAAAAUAGCACUUCUUUGGUAUAGAUUUUGUUCUUUAGAAUGGAUUGUAUAUCCGCAAAAUUGAAUGACGCAGGUGACAUUGAUAUUUUUGCGGCUACUUUAUUGUAUUCAAUGUUUGAAUGAAGCAAAAUUAUUCAACAAAAAAGUUUUUGUCUCUUGUUAAAAUUAUACAUAGAUGAUGUUUUACACAUCAUCUUCAAGCCGCUUUCUGACAGUCGCUUCCGGAUGCGGCGUUUCGUGGGCGCUCUUAUUUACGUGGCUCACCUUGGACAGCGUCUUCUCCCCGUCAUCUUUGUUGUAGCGGUGUAGCGUGCAAGGACGGGAGUGGAAGACGUGUCAAAAGAUGGAGCUAACUGUUUUAAUGACAUUCACACUUUACUUCAAUCAAUAACGGAGCAGUAUCUCCUCAUCCGGAAACAACAACACAGGAAAUGUGUCCCGUGAAAAACCGUCCGACCGGAACUCUAAUAACUAAAGUUCCUUGGGUGAAUUAAUGAAAACUCACUAUACCGGUAUGUUUUAGUGCUUUCAUGGCAGAUAUAAGUAAGAACUUUACACUACUUUAUAUUAGAAACGGAGGAUGAAUGUCACAUAACAAGAAGAUAAAGGAAAAAGAAGAAGCUUAUCGACUACGGUGGCGGUACAGACUACAAAGCCGGACACGAGCAAAUUUUCAGGAUUUAUGCAGAUCCCAAAUACAGAUCAGCAGGUACCAGACGGUAAGAAAAGUUGCUUUUGCAUAAUAUUGCGAAACCUUAUACACAUCCAUCCAUCCAUUUUCUACCGCUUAUUCCCUUUGGGGUCGCGGGGGGGCGCUGGAGCCUAUCUCAGCUACAAUCGGGCGGAAGGCGGGGUACACCCUGGACAAGUCGCCACCACACACACCAUAAUAAUACUCCUGUUUAAUGCGCCGACAAUCCACCAAGUGGUGCGGCUUCAUAGCUUACCAAAGUUCUACUAAAACAUUUUGAUAGAUUUUUGAGCGCCGUGUGUAAUGUUCUAUAUUUUCAAUGGAACGUUUAAAGUGUUUGUGUUGUUUACUUGAGUGAUAUUGCCAUCAUACCUCUUACCACAUAUCUCUUAUGUUUGACUGCCAUCUACUGGUCACACUUAUCAUUACACCAUGUACCAAUAAAAUUGCUUCGCUA